Molecule: messenger RNA, 2469 nt
Organism: Aphanomyces astaci
Lineage: Eukaryota; Oomycota; Saprolegniomycetes; Saprolegniales; Verrucalvaceae
Exons: 2
Coding region: 1-2469 (822 amino acids)
Biological process (GO): RNA processing
Cellular component (GO): ribonucleoprotein complex; nucleus
Molecular function (GO): RNA binding
Source: RefSeq, a predicted model, not a curated record
AUGGCCGACCUCGCCGUGAUCCAGAAGCAAGUGGAGUUCUACUUCUCCGACAGCAACUUCCGCCGCGACAAGUUCUUGAAGGCGGAGACGGAAAAGAAUGCCGACCGCUUUGUGCCGUUCUCGGUCCUCUUCACGUUCAAGAAACUGCAGGCGUUGACGACCGACCCCGAGGUGUUGGCGUCGGCUUUGGAAAAGUCCACGGUAGUCGAACUCAACGAAGACCGCACUGCGCUCCGCCGCCUCCAAGCUGCGUUGUCGAACGACGAUGCUACUAAGCGCACCGUCGCGUUCAGUGGUCUCGGCGUGCUCCCGCCCAGCAUCGACGAAGUGAACGCAUCGUUCAACAUCGACACGGUCGGGUACACGCGCGUAGUCAAGGCCGCCGGUCGUUUCUUCGGCGUCGUGCAUGUGGAAUUCAAAGACGAAGCCACGGCGGAUGCUGUGCUCGCCGACAAGUCCAUCACGAUCGUCGGUCGGUCGCCGAAGAAGAUCCGCUUGUCUGCGUACUUGGCGCUGUCGCACGACGACAAGCGCGAUUUUGAAAAGGGUAUCCAGGCGCUGCUCAAGGCGACUGGCGUGCCUGCGGACGCCACGUUCCAAGACACCGUGUCGGCGCUGGAGGGUCUGUGGGAAGACGACCGCGACAAGAAGCCUCUGGUCAACUUCUUUGAAGAUUUACACGAACUCAACUUGCUCUACUCGCAAGUAUCUGCGGCCACCGAGGCAUUGGCUUACUUCGACGCCCACCCCGUGGAAGUGCUUGGCACGAAGCUCAGCUUCGAGCUGGUGUCGGACGAAUCCGCCAUCGCCGGCCGCCCGCGCAAGGACUCGAAGAAACGCAAGGCGGACGCCGCCGGCGAGCGCAAGUACGUGGCCAUCACAGCCAUCGGCAAAGCCGUGCGCGUGCUCGACGUCAAGGACCUCGUCGUACAGGCGCUGGGCGCGUCGAGUGUCCGCGUGCCGUUCAUCGAGUUCCAGACGGGAGCGUCGCUGGCCAAGAUCAACUGCACCGACAACACCCAAGCCACGGCAGUGUUUGACGCGCUCUCGAAGCUGUCGCCGGUGCCCCAACUUGGCGGCAAGACCCCCCAGUUCCACUUCUUGACGGUCGGCGAAGAGCCCGCCGUCGAGGUAGACUAUGACAACGGACUCGUAGUCAAGCUCACGGGGGUGCCGUCCGACGUGUCCCGCGACGUCGUCAAGGAGAAGCUCAACGACAUUCUCGGCGAAACCGGCGUCGUGGCAUUCAUUAAGUUUCAGCUUGGCCAGACCGAAGCGCUUCUGCGCGUGGAUGUGGUGGCGGCCGCAACCAAGCUCGUGGAACUCAUCACGGCCGGCGACGUGACGGUGAAGGAUCAGAAGAUCGGCGCCGCCGAGAUCUUGACUGGCGACGAAGAGAAGGCGUUCUGGUUGGAUGCGGAAGCCUCGCGCCGCGCGCGGUAUGCCCAGUCGGACAGCAACAAACGUCAGCGACAAGUUGAAUUUGGUGGCCGAGGGGGUCGCGGCGGACGUGGAGGCCGAGGAGGGGGCCGGGGAGGAGGUCGCCACUCGACAGAAACCAUGUCACAAUCUCCAACUAUCUCAAGGACCCCACCUCGUAUGGAAACAACUACAAAAAAGGAAAAAAGGAAAAAAGGUCGCCCGAAGAAGCUCAACGCUCAACAACAGCGGCGACUGUAUCGCACAAGUACCAACGAGAUAUUGAGUGCUGCAAAACUCAACGAUCAACUCGACCUUGACUUGCACAAAUCUACCGUUACCCGCUACUUACGCUCCAACAACAAGUUUGAGUUCAUUAAGAUGAAAAAAGCCCCUAAACUCACCCCCAUGCACAUGCUUCGUCGCAAAGAAUGGGCAUCUGAAAUGGUCGACUACGGAACCGAAAAGUGGAGCUCGGUUGUCUUCUCCGAUGAGAAAAAGUGGAACCUGGAUGGCCCCGAUGGUCUCAAGUCGUAUUGGCACUGCGUUGGACGUGAUGUCAAAACAGUUUUCAGUCGUCAAAAUGGUGGUGGCUCGCUCAUGGUGUGGGGGGGUAUUUGGGCAGAUGGAACGACUCGAUUGGCGUUCGUUGAGGGAACACAAACAGCCCAAGACUACAUCUACACGCUUGGCGAGUUCAUGUUGCCUGCAGCCCAGCUUCGUUUUGGCACUGAUUUCGUUUUCCAGCAAGAUAAUGCAAGCAUUCACACUGCCAACGCAACAAAAGCUUUUUUGGAUGAACAAGGUGUUGUGGUUAUGGACUGGCCAGCGUUGUCUCCCGACUUGAACCCCAUCGAGAAUAUUUGGGGAUAUCUUGUUGAGCAAGUGUAUGCUGGCGGGAAGCAGUAUGACACGAAAGAAGAGCUCAAAGCCUCAAUUAUGCGUCAUUGGAACUCGUUGGAGGUUUCGUACCUUCAAACUCUGAUUUUUAGCAUGAAAUCGAGAUGCCUGAGUGUUGUUGCGGCUAACGGAAUGACAACUAAAUACUAG